Molecule: messenger RNA, 1954 nt
Organism: Oncorhynchus gorbuscha (pink salmon)
Lineage: Eukaryota; Metazoa; Chordata; Actinopteri; Salmoniformes; Salmonidae
Gene: rad23ab
Product: RAD23 homolog A, nucleotide excision repair protein b
Exons: 10
Coding region: 260-1633 (457 amino acids)
Biological process (GO): proteasome-mediated ubiquitin-dependent protein catabolic process; nucleotide-excision repair
Cellular component (GO): nucleoplasm; cytosol
Molecular function (GO): damaged DNA binding; ubiquitin binding; polyubiquitin modification-dependent protein binding
Source: RefSeq, a predicted model, not a curated record
AUUUUGUUGUAUGAGGUGAGACUAGAACAGAAUUUGAUAUUGGGUAAAUCAUAUGCACAAUCAUUAAGAUUCAAGUGGUAUAGCCGUAGCCCCAGCAGUAUGUCUUGUCUCAGGCAGCAAGUAGAUGGCGUCUGACUACAACACAACCAAUACAGUGAUAGCUGAGUCACACAACUAGGUCCUACUGUGGCAACAGUAGCCUACAGAAACUGGUGUAGAGCCCUUUAGCGUCUGGCAUUUAUCGGGAAUCGUCUUGAAGAUGCUGUCGAUAACGUUGAAGACUCUUCAGCAGCAAACGUUUAAAAUAGAAAUAGAUCCAGAACUAACGGUAAAAUCCCUGAAGGAGAAGAUUGAGACUGAAAAAGGGAAGGAUGGCUAUCCAGCCACAGGGCAAAAGUUAAUCUACGCAGGCAAAAUCUUGAAUGAUGACAUACCUCUAAAAGACUACAGAAUUGAUGAGAACAACUUUCUGGUGGUCAUGGUUACAAAGCCCAAACCUCCAGCUACUCCACAGAUUGCUCCCCUGGCAGCCCCAGCCUCUACCCCUGCUCCUGCCCCUGCACCUCCUGCUGUUUCUGGGCUGUCCCUCUCUGACAUUGCCCGACCUACCUCAUCCCCUGCCCCCAUGGAGAUCUCCACCCUGUCCCCUACAUCCACACCUGCCCCUGCCUCAAGCCUCACACAAGCAAUGGAGUUCUUCACACCCCCUGCACCAGCCCCUGCUUCUAUUCCCCCUGCAGCCCUGGGGACGAGUGCAGCCCCAGCUGCAGCAGCAUCCUCCCACUCAGAGGUCAAGCCUGAGGGGGAGCACCCUGAACAGCCCUUUGCUACACCACCAGCCCUCUCCUCCUCCAGCCUUGUUGAUGACUUAAGUCUCCUGGAAGAAGCAGCGUCAAUACUGGUGACAGGACAGGCAUAUGAGAAUCUAGUGUCUGAAAUCAUGUCUAUGGGAUAUGAAAGGGAGCAGGUUAUUGCAGCGCUGCGAGCCAGUUACAACAACCCAGACAGAGCCGUGGAGUAUCUGCUAAUGGGGAUUCCAGCCGAGGCUGACCUUCUUCCACCGGAGGCGUUCCUACACACAGCUCUGGCCAACCUCAACCCCACUGCCCCUGCUCCAGCCACAGAUAGAGCCCAGCCCCCGCCAGCAGCCACAACAGGCGCAGUGUCUUCAACCCAGCAGCCCCUCUCACCUGGUGGGCUGACUGGUGGGCUUACUGGUGGUACUGGUGGAAGUACUGGGGAUGAGAACCCCCUGGAGUUUUUGAGGAACCAGCCACAGUUCCAGCAGAUGAGACAGGUCAUCCAGCAGAACCCAGCUCUCCUUCCUGCCCUGCUCCAGCAGCUAGGCAGAGACAACCCCCAGCUGCUGCAGCAAAUUACCCAGCACCAGGAGCGGUUUGUGCAGAUGCUGAACGAGCCCCAAGGAGGAGAGAUGGUAGAGGAGGGAGUUCAGUCCCAGGGGGCGCCACAGACUAACUACAUCCAGGUCACUCCACAAGAGAAGGAGGCCAUCGAGAGGUUAAAAGCCUUGGGAUUUCCAGAGGGACUUGUCAUUCAAGCAUAUUUCGCAUGUGAGAAGAACGAGAAUUUAGCUGCUAAUUUCCUGCUCCAACAAACAUUUGAUGACGAGUGAAUGUGCAUGCGUCAGCAUGAAGGGGAAGAAUGGAGGGCUAGAGAACGAGUGAUAGUGCUACAAAAUGUGAUUUGGAAGGAAGGAGUGGAAAAGGUUACCAAAAGUGACUUGUCAUUGGACAAAGGCAUGAUGUUUAGUUACUGUAAGCUAUGCCUUCUCCAUUCUCUCUGAGUAUGUUAGCUCUCAGUGGUCUCUCUUGCUCACUGCUGCUAUUACUGCUGCUAUCACUGCUGCUAUUACAGCUGCUAUCACUGCUGCUAUUACAGCUGCUAUCACUGCUGCUAUCACUGCUGCUAUCACUGCUGCUAUUACAGCUGCUAU